CCGCUUCUCCCCGGAGAGCUGCGUCCCCUCGCCGGCUGAGACAGCAGCCGAGGGCCGUCCCCGCUUCUUCCCCCUCCUCAGGGCGGGCGUUGGGGCCGCGGCCGCCGCCUCCCUCCCACCCGCCGGGGCUGGCCGGGGGUCGGCGCGCAGGGCCCAGGGGCUGCCGGCGGAUGAGCGCGGCCCGGCGGAGGCUGCGGAUGACCCGGGCGAAGGAGCUGGUGGCAUACUGCCUGCUCCUGGGGCUGUCCUUCCCCCUCCUGCUGCUGCUGCCGCUCCUCUGAGAUGCGCCGGGCGACGGCUCGGCCCCGCCGCGGGGGGACGGGCGGGAGGAGCCGGCGGGAGCCCCGCUCCGCUGCCCGGCGUGCGGCCGGCGGCGGCAGCAGCCCCAACGCCUGACGCCGCGGCGGGGGACGAUGAGGAGCUCGGGCGGGCUUUGCGGCGGUGCCACCCAGCCUGCGCGGGCGGGCGGGCUGCCUCUCGCCGCGGGGGGGUCCGGCCGCGGCCCCGGCCGCGCUCUGCCCCUGCGGGCGUGAUGCUUUCGCCGCCGCGAUCGCCGCUCCACAUCCACGGGUAAUGGGCCAGCGGCCGCGGGCACUGCCACCGCAGCCCCCUCAGCGCGGGACCGGCGCUCCGGGACCCUGACCCAGCCCCAGCGCCCGCCGGGCGGCGGCUGUAGCCGGGGCAGCUGCCGGCCAGGGCGCUCGCGUUGCUGCACAUCCGCCGCUCUGCGGGGCGGAGUGUGUCCCCGCCGGCUUGCCGUGCGGGGAGGCGGGCCGGGGGCCGGCUGAGAUGGGAGAGAGCAUGUCCAAGAGGCUGAAGCUGCAGCUGGGCGGCGAAGCGGAGAUGGAGGAGCGGGCUUUCGCUAACCCCUACCCCGAUUACCAGCCCCACGGAGCCGCGGCAGCCCCCAGCGCGGCGGACUCCCAGCGGGACAGGGCGCUGCUCCCGGCGGAGGACGAGUCCCUCCCCUUCGGCGCCGAUGGGAAGGUCAAUGCUCGGUUCUCAAAACGGAUCCAGGCAAAAAUCAAGGACCUUCUGCAACAAAUGGAGGAAGGGCUAAAGACAGCAGAUCCACAUGACUGCUCUGCCUAUACUGGCUGGACUGGUGAGAAAGCUUGAGUAUUGCCCCUCUUAUAUCUUCAACUGUUCCGCGUGACGAAAAACCAGAGCCAUUUGCAGCGAUCUCUUGAUUAUGUGAAGAGAAUCCUUCGCAAUCUGAACGGCAGAAGAGUCACUUUCCUCUGUGGUGAUGCUGGGCCAUUGGCAGUGGGUGCAGUGGUUUAUCACAAGCUGAAAAUCGACAGUGAGUCUAAAGAAUGUGUUGCCAGGUUGUUGCAGCUACACAGGACAGUCAUAAGCACAGAUGCUGAACUUCCAGAUGAGCUGCUCUAUGGCAGAGCAGGUUACCUGUAUGCCUUGCUGUACCUGAAUACUGAAAUUGGUCCAGACACUGUCCCACAGUCUGUUAUCAAGGAGGUAAUAGAUGCUAUUAUUGAAUCGGGGAAAAACUUCUCGAAGGAGGAGCGGAAGACAGACCGUUGUCCUCUGUUGUACCAGUGGCACAGGAAGCAAUACGUUGGGGCAGCCCAUGGAGUGGCUGGGAUCUAUUACAUGCUCAUGCAGCCAAUUGCAAAUGUGGACCAGGAGACCCUGACAGAGCUGGUGAAGCCAAGCAUUGACUAUGUGCGCCAUAAGAAGUUCAGAUCUGGGGAAUUACCCAUCGUCACUGACAAUGAGACUGACAGACUGGUUCACUGGUGCCAUGGUGCCCCUGGAGUCAUCCACAUGCUCAUGCAAGCUUACAAGGUCUUUAAAGAGGAUAAAUACUUGAAAGAUGCUAUGGAUUGUAGCGAUGUCAUCUGGCAGAGGAGGUUUAUUGAAAAAGGAUAUGGGAUCUGCCACGGUACAGCUGGCAAUGGCUACUCCUUCUUGUCUCUCUAUAACCUAACUCAGGACAAAAAGUACCUCUACCGAGCUUGCAAGUUUGCUGAAUGGUGUUUGGAGUAUGGUGCACAUGGAUGUCGUAUUCCUGACCGACCUUAUUCUCUCUUUGAAGGCAUGGCUGGAGCUAUUCACUUCCUCUCAGAUAUUUCAGUACCGGAGACUUCCCGGUUUCCAGCAUUUGAACUUGGACCUCAAAGGAGGGAAAACAAAGUGGAACAGGACAGCUAAAACAUCGUUUUGAAGGGAAACUGAUGCCAAAAGAGAUGAGACUGUUUAGUGCCUCUGAACCAACUCGACCCUGAACUGACGGAUGGAUAAACCCCUUUUCUCACCCACACCUGCCCCAGAGGACCAUGAAGUCAUUAGAGCAUGAAUGGGAGAAGCCACAUUUCAGUUCUGUUAAAGUGACAGCUUCAGACAUAGGACAAGAGAAGUCAAGUUUUGAACUUUCUCUCUACUGUUGUAUUCGUCUUCUUCAGGUCUCUGACAUGCUCUGCAUGUUUAUUGGUGUUGUGUGUUGACUCGAGUCUUUUGUUGUUAGCAAAAAGCUGGUCUCUGUGUGAAUCUCUGUCCUGUACCUUCGUGCAUGACUCACAACAGCAGUGUUGCCUUCUGCAGCGUGGUUAUCCAGAGAGCUCCACCUUGUGCCAGAGUUCGCUGCAGGACAGUGCCCAGCUUCACUGCUGAGCUGGCAGCUUCUAAAGAGAUGAAAAACAUGUUCAUGUUCAUAUUUUUCUGCAUUUUCUCCAUAGUUUCUAGAAGCUAAGGUGAUGGAGAACAGGUAAAGAGGUAUGUUUUCCGAUGGGUUCAAAGGGACAUGUUGUGGGAAGGUUUUGUUGAAAGCUUUAAAGAGAGGCUUCCUUUGGUACCUGUGCCUGGUUAGUGUGGUAGGCACUUAGAACACCUCCCCACCUCUGCAAAGCCCCAGCCCAUGGCAUGAGCUUAAACUGCAGGUGGAGUCACCCGUGGAAACCUCCCACUGCCACCAGCAGCAGAGCAGGGACAGCACUAACUGUGCUUCUCCUCCUGUACAUGGCUUUGUAAUAAACCUGUCCUGCAGCAAAUAGUAUAGAAUGAGUAAGGGAGGGUGUCAGCAGUUUCUCAUACUGGUAACUCAGGACGGCUGUGGCUUCUGAACCAAGGCAGUGAUUUGUUCUGGGCCAUUCCCUCCCUCUCCCAGCCCCACUGCAUUUAGCCCAUGUAGUAUGACAGGAGCGAUAAAUACCAGCUGCUUGUGGAGGCCACAGAAGAUGAAUGAGCACUAUGAAACCAUUUCUAGAGGCUGUAAUUGAUGUUUAUUUCAUCUUAAAAUCCAAACAGAAAAAGCCCUUUGCCCUUAGUUUUAACUGUGCUGCUAGUGCUUUGCUUCCUCUUGUAGUGUGGUGGGGUUGUGAAAUACUAGACCUGCCUCCCAGUGCUCCUGAGGCUCUUGGUUUGGGAGAAGUGGGACAUACUCUGAGUACACUUACAGCAGGCUUAUAUGUACCAGAUAGUAAAUAUACUUACUGCUUGAGAAAGGUAAGUAAGUGUGGUGUGCUCUCACUCGCUCAAGCUCUGUUGUCAUCCUUCCCCCAGGUCUCCCUGUGCUCUGUCAUUCCAGGUGCUUAUUUUAAUGGAUAUCUUCUGUCGGGUGCAAGUGUGACAGAUGACAGUUUGGCCUUUCAGGUGCCCAUCAGGAUAUAUGUGACCUGUGGGCCAUCUGCUGAGCUCCAGUGUUUGCAGACAGGCUUUGUUGCCUAAGUGACUUCCUUGAACCUUAAUAGAGUCUGUUCCCAAAUCCAUUGGGAUGUUAAUCAUCUCCACGUUCAGUUCUGCCGGAGCAGGGACAGCUUAAUGUCACAGUGUGACUCCUCUGCUGGUUUGUCAGGUAGGACUAAAACACCGGAGCAGCUUGGGCAAAGGGCAAGAGAUGAGGUGUGAGACACCAAACCUAGCUGCAUCUAUACAGCCUGGGGUGAGGGAAAAGGCAGCAGGAGCUCCAUGGCAAGGAGCUGGGGUGAGGCAGACCUGAGCAGAGCUGCAGCAAGCAAUGAGGGACAGAGAGAGCAAUGAGCAGAGUGAAACACCAGAGCCCAUCUCAAAUGACAUGUUCCUCCAUGGCAAAGGUCUGAUUCUGUGUUCUUUUUCUCAGCCUGUGCAUCACUGAUCGUGCCCAUAGGUAAAGCCCAGGGAGGAACCUUGCCCAGGGUGGUGUCUCUCAGAAAUUCUAACAAAGGAGGCAGAUGGCAGCUCUCAUCCUGUUUCACAUCACCUCACCCCUUAUUGUCUUUCCCCUCCACACCUGGGGUGGGUUAACAGGGGCUUGGGGCAAAUCCCAAGCAUGUGUUGUACUGACAGCUUCACUAGGGGGGGCAACAGGCAGCUGUUCAGCCAGUGACUGUAUAAAGAGAUAUAUAUACACACACACACAUUGGCUGCUGAGCUUGGAAUGGCACCUGUGGGAGGUGAUUUUGGCUGGUUGGAGCCCAGGGGAAUUAAAACUUGCUGGUUUAAAAAAUCCAUAGGUAUCAAUAUACUUAGAGACCUGCUCAGUAUUAAACUGUUCCAAGAUGCUUGAGUGUACCUGUCAAACUAAGGCACAAGUCAGCUAUCAGCUCUUUGUGUACCAUAGCCAGCCUUCUGCUGCGCUGGGGCACAGCCCUGACUUUCUCCAUAGAAUCCUCUUGGAAUUGAGCAAUAGUGGAAACGUAUUGAGUUGGGAAGCGUCUGACAAUGCGUCUGCCUCACGAUGUGACUUUCCCUGUGGCUACUCCUUCCUGUUCCUCACAGCGUUGCAGGAUCUGGGUACUAGUUAAGAAAGAAUAUUGUGUGAAGGUGAAAAAAUGCAUUUCACCAAGGCAUUGUUUUCAGAAAUCACAUCAAACUAAAAAUGUCUUAAUAUUCCCUGGUUUGCUUUGUCUGUGUGUAAUAGUCUUAUCUGUUGCAAAAAGCAGUAGUGUUAAUAAUGGAGAUGCUUUUUGGGCAGAAAAAGAGGAAAAAAAUGCUGAUGUUUUGUUCUUUGGCUUUAUUAGUAAAGAUCAAGCUGUGUGGUGGUAA
Molecule: messenger RNA, 4980 nt
Organism: Strigops habroptila (Kakapo)
Lineage: Eukaryota; Metazoa; Chordata; Aves; Psittaciformes; Psittacidae
Gene: LANCL2
Product: LanC like 2
Biological process (GO): peptide modification; carbohydrate metabolic process
Cellular component (GO): plasma membrane
Source: RefSeq, a predicted model, not a curated record